CGGGUCCGGCGUCGAUCCGGAUGCCCGAGGCAGAAGGAUGUUUGACCUCCGGAUAAGCGAGGCACCGCUGUGCAUUCAUUCCCGGCUGCAUCGGUGGCGACAGCAGCGGCUCGGGCGGCGACUCUCCGGCCAGCGGUGGCGGUAGGAGGCACCGGCAGUAGUGCGGGGACCCAGUCCGAUCCGAGCUGCGUUACCUCCCUCACUCGUUCCUUUCCCCCUACCUCGCUCGCUCCCUCCCUGCGUGGCUCGCAGUGCUGCUCCGGCCGCCGGCGCGUGUGAUGUGGUGCCGCCGCUGCUGCCCCCGCCGCCGCUGACUGACGGACCUGGGGGCGCCGCCCGCGCCCGGGACCGACCCGCUGCUGGCGACCGCGCCUCAGAGCUCUCUAUCAAUAUCAGCUCACACCACUGAAAAGAUAAUUUUGAAGAUAUGUUUUGCUGAAAAGACAACUGAGAACAAUUUCACGAAUGGGAUGAACACGCCCCAGUCAGUUGACUACCUUCUGCAGUUUAAAUGUUAACGUUACCCACCUGGUACAGUUACCUAGUGAUGUACCCUAUUUCAUUGUGCUUGUCUUGAUUAAAGAAUUCAAAGUGGAGUACCGCAAACUUGAUAUGGAUAAUAAAAAGAAAGACAAAGACAAAUCAGAUGAUAGAAUGGCACGACCUAGUGGUCGAUCGGGGCACACCACUCGAGGAACUGGGUCUUCAUCAUCUGGAGUUUUAAUGGUUGGACCUAACUUUAGAGUUGGAAAAAAAAUUGGAUGUGGCAAUUUUGGAGAAUUACGAUUAGGGAAAAAUUUAUACACAAAUGAAUAUGUGGCAAUUAAACUGGAGCCUAUGAAAUCCAGAGCACCACAGCUACAUUUGGAAUACCGAUUCUACAAGCAGUUAGGAUCUGGAGAUGGCAUACCUCAAGUUUACUAUUUUGGCCCUUGUGGUAAAUACAAUGCUAUGGUGCUGGAACUGCUGGGACCCAGCUUGGAAGACUUGUUUGACUUGUGUGACAGGACGUUUUCUCUGAAAACAGUUCUCAUGAUAGCUAUACAACUGAUUUCUCGCAUGGAAUAUGUUCAUUCAAAGAACUUGAUAUACAGAGAUGUAAAACCUGAGAACUUCUUAAUAGGACGACCGGGAAACAAAACCCAGCAAGUCAUUCAUAUUAUAGAUUUUGGUUUGGCAAAGGAAUAUAUUGAUCCAGAGACAAAGAAACACAUCCCAUACAGAGAACACAAGAGCCUUACAGGAACAGCUCGAUACAUGAGCAUAAACACACAUUUAGGAAAAGAACAAAGUAGAAGAGAUGAUUUAGAAGCUUUAGGUCAUAUGUUUAUGUAUUUUCUGAGAGGCAGUCUUCCUUGGCAAGGCUUAAAGGCUGACACAUUAAAAGAGAGAUAUCAGAAAAUUGGAGAUACAAAACGAGCUACACCCAUAGAAGUGUUAUGUGAGAAUUUUCCAGAAAUGGCAACAUAUCUUCGUUAUGUCAGAAGGCUAGAUUUUUUUGAAAAGCCAGAUUAUGACUACCUGAGAAAGCUUUUUACAGACUUGUUUGAUCGGAAAGGAUAUAUGUUUGAUUAUGAAUACGACUGGAUUGGUAAACAGUUGCCUACUCCAGUGGGUGCGGUUCAGCAAGAUCCUGCUCUGGCAUCCAACAGGGAAGCCCAUCAACACAGAGAUAAAAUGCAACAGUCCAAGAACCAGGUUGUAAGUUCUACAAAUGGAGAGUUAAACACAGACGACCCUACUGCAGGACGUUCAAAUGCGCCCAUCACAGCCCCUACCGAAGUAGAAGUGAUGGAUGAAACCAACUGCCAGAAAGUGUUGAACAUGUGGUGCUGCUGUUUUUUCAAACGAAGGAAAAGGAAAACCAUCCAGCGCCACAAAUGACCCUGGACACAGACAGACCGGGGAGCUACUCACGCGUCAUCUGCUGUCUCGCAAUUAAAUCAUCUCUGUAGUGACCACAUGUAUUUUCAAGGACUCACUCUUAGAAACAAAAAUGUCAUACUUUCAUACUUCAUUUUGUGGUUGUCUUACAUUCAUAUUUUUUUCUAAUUUAACUUUUAUGGAAGCUUUAAAGUGUUGUCGAAACAUGAGUGCUUUGCCCAUCGAUGAAUGGAACGGACCAAUGAGAUGGUCUUGACGAAUACAGUUCUAUAGAACAUGUUUUUAGAAGCUCUUCUAUUGUAGAAGGCAGUACCUUAAAUGUCAACCACUUUUAUGCCUAAUCUGUUUUUUAUAACUUCUGCAAGAGCAUAAUCAAACAGCAGUUUCUUUCCCCAGUGGGCGGUGCCACAGACAACAGCAUUGCCCCAAUGUUUCAAAGAAGUUAUUCUUUGAGAAGUUCCUAUUUUGUGACGUCUCCAUUGAUUUCAGUAUUGUGAUGGUACUGUUACUCACGGGUCAUACUAACAUUCUCUCUGCGGAAUCAUGGUACAGUCACCGCCCAGAGGUCCUGAGGACAGAGCUCUGUGCUUUGGCAGACGGUGGUGGGCCAGUGGUGGCAGCAGCCUGGUAAACACGAGCUCUCCUGUUCUUGCACCACUAUGUCAAGUACCGUGUUGCAGAAGCGGCAAACGCACUUAUUUUUAAAAAAUGCAAAAUCUUUGUAUAAUGUAACUUUCUGCUUCCAGAUGAUAAUGUAUGUUAGACAGCAAGAAGUGAAUACUUAAAGAAGUGAUAAGUGUUGGAAUUUCAAAGAAAUACACUAAGAAGAAAUAAAUGUGAACCUUGUUGCGAUGUGUAAGGUUGAAGCCUAAAGAGACCCCCCGCCCCCACCUACUGCUGAGUGAUUGCAUUCUCCCUUACGCAGGAACUUUGGAUGUGCCAUGCAAUGGUGUCUGUUUAUUAAUUAUUUUGCUCUUUGAUUAAAAAAAGAAAAACCCCAGCAAUAAAAAACUGGGUCACUCUCUCGCCUCUGUGCACAUUAGUCUCUUGUAUUCACCUCUGCUGUUUCUCUGGAAUCUUCCCGCUCUCUAGCAUAAUUUCAAUGAUUGGAAAAUACCUUGGAGAGGAUGGGUCAGGUGCUUUGCCUCCACAGUCUUUUGAAGUGCCUGCACAUGAACAAAGAAGUCAUUCUUACAAAAAGGAAGCCCAUUCCACUUUCCAGUAUGCUUUGUUUUAAGCCAUAAAGACGCAGGAGUACUUGAGUCACAUUCUAGCCAGAAUUUUCAAGAAGGGUUAAAACAAACAGACAGACAAAACUGGCUACAAAUGUUAAUUAUGUUGAACAAAUCUCAUCCUUCCUUUUCAUUUCUGGAGUUAGUCCUUGCUCCAUGCAGUUUGUUCUUUGUGAGUGCGUGCCUCCGGGCAUGCUUAUUUAUUUUUAUUGUCUCAAGGUAACAUUUAAAAUGUGUGUUAAAGUAAAUACACCCACAUGUUUUAAACUUCAUUAUUACAUUUACAGGGAUUUAAUUGUCUUUUGUAAUUUAUUUUUCUUAUUAGCCAAAAUGCUUAAUGCAUUCUCUUUGAUGAAUUAGGCACCCAUAUGAACACCACAAAUCAGGACAUUGUUUAUCAUUGUUGUUCCAAAUCCUGUGAAUGAUCUUUUCCUUGAUUUUAAAGACUUACAUUCAGCUCAGAAAAUGUUUGCUGUAUAAUUUGGUUAGUAGUUUUCAUUCUGUUCAUAUACUGUCAUGAUGUCUUAAACUACAGGAAUUACAUACUGAGUUUUUAUUUUUGUUUGCUUUGAGCAAGGUAGAUGGAUGUUUUGGCCAUUAUAAUGUGAAACCACUUCUUUCUUUACAGUAUUUGACCAAAUCUGUGUGUCUAUGAUAUUUGUAAAUACAUGCGGUAUCUGUAUUUCUUAUCAUAAGUCUAUUUAGUUUUAUUGUCAGUAGGGUUUUUUGGAUUGUACAGUGUUUAUAUGAUCUGAACUCCUUAUACAUAAGAAGGUGUGUAUAUUAAUCCAAUUAUGGACUUAAAAUAUUUUAAAAAGUAUAAAUACCCUUAUUUGCUGCAAAGACCAGUGUGUAGACAUUUGCUUUUUAGCAAUAUUUUUAAUUGCUCCAUUUUAAUGCCAAGGAAUAAGUCUUUUGGCAACACGAACUGGUCAGUAAUAGGUAAUGCAGGUAUGUUCAGGUUAAGCCAACAAUGUUUUGCAUUUUUAUGCUUCUUUUCUGUCAACACUAAUGAAGUCAACAUUGCCUGAAUGUCUGAAUAAUGAAACACAUCCCUGUUUAAAAGUAUGUAACUGAAAAAAGAAAUAAAAAAAUAAAAGUAGUUUUUUUAAA
Otolemur garnettii (small-eared galago) is the source of this 4229-nucleotide messenger RNA. It is a transcript of the gene CSNK1G3, whose product is annotated as casein kinase 1 gamma 3. Gene Ontology annotation, biological process: signal transduction; endocytosis; positive regulation of canonical Wnt signaling pathway. Gene Ontology annotation, molecular function: protein serine/threonine kinase activity; ATP binding. The transcript has 13 exons. Bases 613 to 1884 code for a protein of 423 amino acids. NCBI's taxonomy places the organism in Eukaryota, Metazoa, Chordata, Mammalia, Primates, Galagidae. Gene Ontology annotation, cellular component: cytoplasm; plasma membrane; nucleus. The record is from RefSeq and is a predicted model, not a curated record.